GAUGAAGCACAUUUUACUCUGCAUGACGGGGUUAUUCUUGCUCAGUACACUCAUCUAUGGAAAUGCUGAAGUGUCAAACAAAGCUGUUGUGACUCUGCAUCCAAACUGGACUGAGAUAUACAGAGGAGAGACGAUCACUGUCAGAUGUGAGAUCCAUGGAGGAGACACUGAGUGGGAUUAUGAAUGGGAAAGAAAUGGCAACCUAACAAAUAAAAAUCAAAAUGAAUACAGGAUUAGACCUGCUACAACAAUCAACAGUGGAAACUACCGCUGUAAGGGCCGAAUGAAAAGUUCACAGCUUAAAACAACAGAGUGGAGUGAUUCAGUCACACUGACAUUAAGUUAUAAACCAAAGGCUGAACUGAGAGCUGAUAACACAGCUGUUCCAGUAGGGGGCAGUGUGACCCUGACCUGCUCUGUGAACCCAUCAUCAUCAUCAUCUGGAUGGAAAUACUACUGGUACAGAGAUGAGAAACACUCUGAACCUCUGACCACACAAGAUGCAGUUUUCCUCUCAAAUGGACAAAUCAGAGUCUCACAGGAAGGACUCUACAGGUGCAGAGGAGGAAGAGGAGACCCAGUUUACUACACAGAGGACAGUCAGUCAGUCUGGAUUAACAAGACUGUUUUGUCUGCUGUGAAACUGCAUCCCAGCUGGUCUCAGAUAUUCACUGGUGAGAAAAUCAGCCUCAGAUGUGAGAUUGAGGGAGGUGAAGGAAAGGUGUGGAAAUAUGAAUGGAGAGCACCCAACACAAUCAGCCCUCCAACAUCCAGUGAAUACAGGAUCAGCAGAGUUUCAGGGUCCCACAGAGGAGCCUACAGCUGUCGGGGUAGCAGUGACUAUCUCUUUACAGGAUGGAGUGAUGCCUUCACUCUGACAGUUUCAGCAGGUAAACCCAGAGCCACACUGACAGCACAAAGGUCAAAGGUCAUACCAGCAGGGGGCAGCGUGACACUGAGCUGCUUUGUGGAGGGCUCUGCUGGCUGGAAGUUUGACUGGUUCAGACGUGAUUCAGUCUCUUCUGAAGCUCAGCUCAUGAGAGGAAAUGAAGCAAAGAGAGAUAUUAGAGGAGGAGGUCUGUACCACUGCAGAGGAGGGAGAGGAGAUCCAGCUUUCUUCUCUGAGGACAGCAAUGAAGUCACUGUGGAGGAAACUGGUCCCAUUAAGCCCACUGUGACCCUGCAGCCAUCCUGGACUCAGAUAUUCAGCGGUGAGACAGUCACUGUCAGAUGUGAGAUUCAGGGAGGUGGAGGAACUCAGUGGACGUAUGAAUGGAGUCCAGCCAAGUUAAACACACCUCCAACAUCCAAUGAAUACAGAAUCAGCAGAGCUGCUGAGUCUGACAGUGGAGGAUACAGAUGCAGGGGCAGAAGGGACUAUUUGUUAACAGGGUGGAGUGAUACCAUCACACUGACUGUAUCAUAUAAACCAAAGGCUGAACUGAGAGCUGAUAACACAGCUGUUCCAGUAGGAGGCAGAGUGACCCUGACCUGCUCUGUGAACCCAUCAUCAUCAUCAUCAUCAUCAUCAUCAUCAUCAUCUUCAUCAUCUGGAUGGAAAUACUACUGGUACAGAGAUGAGAAACACUCUGAACCUCUGACCACACAAGAUGCAGUUUUCCUCUCAAAUGGACAAAUCAGAGUCUCACAGGAAGGACUCUACAGGUGCAGAGGAGGAAGAGGAGACCCAGUUUACUACACAGAGGACAGUCAGUCAGUCAGGAUUGGGAACACUGAUGAACCCCGUCCUGUCCUCACUGUGUCUCCAUCAUGGCUGAGUCCUGGAGCCUCAGUAACUCUGAACUGUGAGGUUGAACAUCCGUCUGCAGGAUGGAGCUUCUACUGG
This is a messenger RNA of Archocentrus centrarchus (flier cichlid), 1846 nucleotides long. RefSeq names its product basement membrane-specific heparan sulfate proteoglycan core protein-like. The annotation marks the transcript as partial. Gene Ontology annotation, cellular component: external side of plasma membrane. The transcript has 10 exons. Lineage: Eukaryota; Metazoa; Chordata; Actinopteri; Cichliformes; Cichlidae. Gene Ontology annotation, biological process: cell surface receptor signaling pathway; immune response. The record is from RefSeq and is a predicted model, not a curated record. Gene Ontology annotation, molecular function: transmembrane signaling receptor activity.